Molecule: messenger RNA, 2560 nt
Organism: Tupaia belangeri chinensis (Chinese tree shrew)
Lineage: Eukaryota; Metazoa; Chordata; Mammalia; Scandentia; Tupaiidae
Gene: ASB2
Product: ankyrin repeat and SOCS box containing 2
Exons: 11
Coding region: 373-2043 (556 amino acids)
Biological process (GO): intracellular signal transduction
Molecular function (GO): protein binding
Source: RefSeq, a predicted model, not a curated record
CGAGUCUGUCCGAUGCACCCAGAGGAACAGAAGGCAGGAUUGCAGCUUCCUCGGUGCAAUCUUCAGACAGGAAAUCUGAGAUUCACAACAUCGUAUAGUUUGGCUUGUCGUCCCUGGUCAUGCGGUGGGCCCGAAAUAAACUCCCUGCUUCAAAGGAGGGCGUUUCAGAACUGCCUGGCAGAGCAGGCAGAAGCUUGGGGCCAGGGCAGAAGGAAAACUCAGGGAGCAUGUUCUGAAUCGAGACCCUCUCAAGAAAAUCCUUUCCAUUCCCCUGAAUCGUACCUUUGUUUCAGAGCCUACCAGGGUUUUCUGACUUGCUGCUCUCCAUCCCUGUGAGUGCCUCCCUGGAGGCCGGGCGAGAGGUGGAGGGCAAUGGCCACGGAGAUCAGCGCCCGGGGCCAGCAGCGCACCAUCGGGAACGAGGAGUACAGCCUGUACAGCAGCCUGAGCGAGGACGAGCUGGUGCAGAUGGCCAUCGAGCAGAGCCUGGCGGAUAAGACGCGGGGCCCGGCCACCGCCGAGGCCACCGUGUCUGCACGUGCCAACCGCCAGCCGGCCCAUUUCUACCCAUGGACCAGGUCCUCUGCGCCUCCUGCCAGUUCGACGGCCCCAGCCCCGGCCCCGGCGCCCAGGGGUUUGUUCCAGGAGGUCAUGCAGAAGUUCAAGGCCUCCCAGCUGGCGGCUGUGGACCCCGUGCUGAAGGCCAUCAAGGAAGGCGAUGAAGAGGCCUUGAAGGCCAUGAUCAAGGAAGGGAAGAAUCUCGCGGAGCCCAACAAGGAGGGCUGGCUGCCGCUGCACGAGGCCGCCUACUACGGCCAGCUGGGCUGCCUGAGGGUGCUGCAGCAAGCAUACCCAGCAGCCGUUGACCAGCGUACCCUGCAGGAGGAGACGGCCCUUUACCUGGCAACCUGCAGGGAACACCUGGACUGCCUCAGGUCGCUGCUCCAGGCCGGAGCAGAGCCAGACAUCUCCAACAAGUCCCGAGAGACACCGCUGUACAAAGCCUGUGAGCGCAAGAACGUGGAGGCCGUGCGGAUCCUGGUGCAGCACAGCGCGGACACCAACCACCGCUGCAACCGCGGCUGGACAGCCCUGCACGAGUCUGUCUCUCGCAACGACCUGGAGGUCAUGGAGGUCCUGGUGAGCGGCGGGGCCAAGGUGGAAUCCAAGAACGCCUACGGCAUCAGCCCCUUGUUCGUGGCCGCCCAGAGCGGGCAGCUGGAGGCCCUGCGCUUCCUCGCCAAGCACGGUGCUGACAUCAACACACAGGCCAGUGACAGCGCGUCGGCUCUCUACGAGGCCUGCAAGAAUGGGCACGAGGAGGUGGUGGAGUUCCUGCUGUCGCAGGGCGCCGACGCCAACAAGGCCAACAAGGACGGCUUGCUCCCGCUGCAUGUGGCCUCCAAGAAGGGUAACUACAGGAUCGUGCAGCCGCCCCGCGGGUGCGGCCAGAGCCUCCUGCGGGCGCCCAGCCGCACCCGCGUGCGCCGGAGCGGGAUCAGCCCGCUGCACCUGGCGGCGGAGCGUAACCACGACGCGGUGCUGGAGGCGCUGCUGGGCGCGCGCUUCGACGUGAACGCGCCACUGGCGCCCGAGCGCGCGCUGUCCGCCCCCGCUCUGCUGCUGCUCGCGGGCGCGGACCCCAACCGCGACGUGAUCAACCCGCUGCUCGUGGCCAUCCGCCACGGCUGCCUGCGCACCAUGCAGCUGACGCCGGGCCACGCCGCCGACAAGGCACCCGGCGUGGUGCAGUUUUGUGAGAUCCUGUCUGCGCCGGAGGUGAGCCGCUGGGCGGGGCCUAUCAUCGACGUCCUCCUGGACUACGUGGGCAACGUGCAGCUCUGCGCGCGGCUCAAGGAGCACAUCGACAGCUACGCCGACUGGGCGGUCAUCAAGGAGAAGGCAGAACCGCCGAGACCUCUGGCUCACCUCUGCCGGCUGCGGGUCCGCAAGGCCAUUGGGAAGUGUCGGAUAAAACUCCUAGACACACUGCCACUCCCGGGCAGGCUGAUUAGGUACCUGAAAUACGAGAACACCCAGUAGCCAGGGCAGGCGGAAGGAGCGCCCCUCAGACUGUUUUCACUAAGGGUCAAGAUGGUGGCGUCCCCAGAUCCAAGGGGACUGGUGACGGAUGAGGCUGCAGGCUGGCAGCUGCCUGAUCCUGCUGAGCGUCUGCGCCGGAGCCUUGCCCGGAACAGAGAACAGGAUGUGGAGGAGGAAAAGCAUCGACUUCCCUCUGCGGAGCAGACCCGGCCUUCUCUGCCAUCGGGAAUGGCGGAAGCCUCUGCUCUGGGGGCCAGGACAGAACUUGAGGUGUCUGGGAAAGGCAGGGGCCAGCAGGGAUCCCCGGCCUCCACCCUGGGCUGGAGCCGGGCUCCCCAGAGACCUCCUUCAGAGCAUUCCCAGUGGCCUCUCCUGGCUCUACGGAACCACACCUAACUCCUGAGCUUUCUCCCGACCCUGACCCAGGGCGGGGAGGGCACCCUCAGCCCAGAGAGCUUCAUUAAGCACAAUAAAUGUUGCACACCUGACUCCUUGCCAGCAACGUGCCCUCAUCUGG